Molecule: messenger RNA, 771 nt
Organism: Aspergillus nomiae NRRL 13137
Lineage: Eukaryota; Fungi; Ascomycota; Eurotiomycetes; Eurotiales; Aspergillaceae
Exons: 3
Source: RefSeq, a predicted model, not a curated record
AUGACACCAGACCCUACUCCUGGCGAACUGAGUCUAUCCUCAUAUACCGCCUUUCCAGGUCACUCAGCGCUCAAUGACAGCCAAAGACACAAUUCAAACAGCGCUACUGCUCCUAUGAGACAGUCACUACUUCACACCUCGAGCGACGAUACCUCAACUGGAGCAGCGUCCAGACCUUCAUCAGCUACAGUUUGUCACGACAGCCAUACUCUCAAUCAGAUUUUACCUCCGAAAAGAGACCUGCCAUUUCCCAGACAACAGGCAAAGAGACCGUUUCCAACAUUGCUGCCACGAGCUUCUACCAUGUCACACACAGACGCAUAUAAGAAAAUGCCUACUACAGCUACACAACCAACACUUAGCACACGGACACUACCCCAAAACCAAAUAGACACAGAAAAGACGCACAAUUCAAGAGUUAUUACGCUCAGAUACCGCCCAUCCACACACCCACCGCCCAUUCAAAUAGAACCUACCCAUAGUCAAGCCUCCCACAGACCUAGUCUUACACACCCGAACGCUACACCACACAUACUACCUACUCACGAUUCUCCACUUGCGAUCCAGCAGGAUGCACCUUCCCUUCUGGAACAACGUCCAACUAUUAGUCUCCAGGAGCCUCAACAUAACCUCCUCACUGAAGCAGAUCUCUCAGUAUAUCUGGCGUCGCCGACUGCGGAGCGUACACAGAAGCUGGAGAACUGGAUCUGCAGGCGCAUCGAAGACGACGGGUUUUUGCGGCUUUGUGAGGAUGUGGAAGGAAUAUGGAGA